Umbelopsis ramanniana AG is the source of this 1252-nucleotide messenger RNA. RefSeq lists its product as uncharacterized. Gene Ontology annotation, molecular function: arylformamidase activity. The record is from RefSeq and is a predicted model, not a curated record. The transcript is spliced from 2 exons. Lineage: Eukaryota; Fungi; Mucoromycota; Umbelopsidomycetes; Umbelopsidales; Umbelopsidaceae. The coding region runs from base 183 to 1112 and encodes 309 amino acids.
CACGAGAGCUAGUGUUACGGAAAUGCAAUAUCAUAUUUAUACCAGCAUAAAGCAUAGCGACGGAAUUUGACAUCCCUGUACUUGCUCGCCCUUCUUUUUUUCCCUUUGUCGCUUUCUUUCCGUCAACUCUUUUCCUGAGACUCGGUAACGUACACACACUCCUUACAACCCCAAUUGAAACAAUGCGCUUCAUCUCCACCGUCCUCGCUUCGGCCGCACUCCUCCAGACAGCUUUCGCUGCAUCUGCCACCGCUCAGUCUAAUGGUCUCUGGUCUUUGUACUAUGACCAUUUGGAAAGCGCCAAGUACAUUGACUUGACCCACACUAUCACUCCUUACAUUCCCGUCUGGGCUGGUUUUGGUAACUCCAACUUCUCUCGCGCCAUCGACCCCAAGACCAACGAGAUUUACACUUAUGCCAAGGAUGGUUUUGAAGCUACCGCUUAUAACUUCAAGACUGACCAAUUGGGUACUCAGUUCGAUCCCCCUGCUCAUUGGGAUCCCUUUGGCCCUGCCAUCGACGAAAUCCCUGCCACUGUUGCUGUUCGUCCUUUGGUUGUCAUUGACAUCACUGCCAAGGUCAAGAAGGACUUUGGAUACCAGAUGGAAGUCGCUGAUAUCCACGCUUAUGAAAAGAAAUAUGGCAAGAUCCCCAAGGGCUCUGUUGUCUUCAUUCGCUCCGACUGGUCCAAGAAAUGGCCAUCCUUGGAACUUCCCCUCUUGACCAAGUUCCCUGGUAUUACACUUCCUGCCAUCAAGUACCUCCACAACCAGAGAAGCAUCUUGUUCCACGGUCACGAACCCUUGGAUACUGAUGACACUCCUACUUUGGAAUCUGAGGACUGGGUUUUGCACCACGGUCAUCCUCAGGCUGAAGGUGUUGCCAACUUGGACAAGGUUGCUCCCAAGGGAUGUCUCGUUAACAUUGGUUUCCCCAAGCUUGCUGGUGGUACUGGCGGUUAUGCUCGUUACAUCGCUAUCUGCCCCUCCACCUGGAAGUAUGGUAUCUCUCCCAAGACCUUCCCUGAAGCUCCUCUUCGCAAGUACAAGAACGAAUUGCUCUGGGAUGAUGAACUCAAGUACAGACUCCGCAAGGACGAGACCUACGCAUAGAUUUGUUAGAUCUGGUAGCUACAUUCCUUGAAAAUACCCUGUUCUUAAAAUCUAUAGUACCGUAUAAUGAGCGGCAUUUUGAUUAUACAAGCUAUGGCUCUGAUCAUUAUUUCAAACAUUAUUAUAAAGUAUUGCCGUAA